Molecule: messenger RNA, 2263 nt
Organism: Penaeus monodon (black tiger shrimp)
Lineage: Eukaryota; Metazoa; Arthropoda; Malacostraca; Decapoda; Penaeidae
Gene: eIF2Bepsilon
Product: translation initiation factor eIF-2B subunit epsilon-like
Exons: 13
Coding region: 304-2094 (596 amino acids)
Biological process (GO): biosynthetic process
Cellular component (GO): eukaryotic translation initiation factor 2B complex
Molecular function (GO): translation initiation factor activity; translation initiation factor binding; guanyl-nucleotide exchange factor activity
Source: RefSeq, a predicted model, not a curated record
AAAGGGGUCGAAGUCAUCCCCGAAGCCAACGUCUUGGCCCUCGUCGCUACCGGUGCUGGGAGAACCGUGGAGUUUGUCUUUAGGUCUGACUGACACAUUGCGAGGCCCAACCAGCGCCAACUCUGCCAUCCUGGCCACUCAGAACACCGCCGCCGGACCCGCGCUCUUGUUCCACUAGUUAAUACACCUCUGUUGGACUACACUUUGGAUUGGCUUGAGCGUUGCGGAGUGGAUGAAGUGAUAGUGUACUGUCGAGCUCAGCCCCAUGCUGAACAGAUUCGCCAGCACUGCCGUGGUUUUGAAAUGCGACGGCAGAAAAAGAGCCCUCAGAUCUCUGUGGUGGCCUCAGAGGACUGCCACUCAAUGGGAGAUGCCAUGAGGGACCUCUACUCCAAGUCUCGCCUGAAAGAAAAUUUCAUCCUCAUUUAUGGGGAUGUAGUCUCUAAUGUAGACCUCAGAGAACUGAUGGCAAAACACAAGGAGCGCCGUGCUGCAGACAAGAGUGCAAUCAUGUCUUGUGUUUACAUGAAUAAGGAUGUGAAGUGUCAGGAAGAAGCAGCCUUGUUAAUCUUAAAUGCAGCUAAUAACAAGCUGUUACAUCAUAUGCGGCCUCAUUCCUCUACAAAAUUACCUAUCCCUACAGAACUUUUUCAGGGCAGUCACCAGUUGAAAGUAUUACCAGCAGUCCAGGAUCCUGGCAUAGCCAUGUGUUCUGAAAUUGUUGCAUCAUUGUUUUCUGAUAACUUUGACUAUGGAACAAGAGACAGUUUACUGCGUGGUGUGAUCGAACAGGAAGAACUUUUAGGCUAUUCAAUCUUUUGUGAGAUUUUAGACUCGGGCUACUCUGCAAGAGCUUCAUCCCUCACUCUCUAUGAAGAAGUCAGUUCUGAAGUGGUCCGUCGCUUAGCCUACCCAAUGGUCCCGGAGCAUAGCCUAACUAGCCACCGCAUCCGUUACAAUUUUGACUCCUUCACUUCAAACUACUGGGAGCCCUCAGCCAAAUUCCAUAAAAGCAGCUGUGGUACAGGCGUAGUCGUGGGUGCUGGGUCAGAGGUGAACAUGACUGCUCGUCUGCGGAACACCAUAGUGGGUGAUCACUGUUCCAUUCAUGAUAAGGUUGUUGCUGAUUCAGCUUUUAUCAUGAAUAAUGUUACUGUUAAGUCUGGUUGUAACAUCAAACAGUGUUUCUUGAGUGACAAUGUUAUAUUGGAAGAAAAUGUAAAGUUAUCACCAGGAUGCAUUAUUGGAGCUGGGGUUGUUCUUGGCCCUGACAUCACUGUACCGGUAGCAACUUGUCUCAUGGCCAAUCCUCCUCCCGAUGACUUUGAUGACAGUGCCAGUAAACAAGCACCAGAUCCCCUUGUGUGUGGCGCCAAGGGACGUGCCUUUAUCUACCACCGUGAGGAUGAGGAAGAAGAAGAAGAGAGCAGAGCACGGAUAUGGGGAAGGAAAAAUAUUUGCGACGAAGAGGAGGAAGAAGAAAUGGAUGAUGAUGAAGAGGAUAUGGAUGAAGAUAGUGAUGAGGGGAUGUCUGAUGCAAUGUAUAUGAAGGAUGAGGAUGAGCAACGGGAGCAUGAAUUCAAACGAGAAGUGACUGAAAGUUUAAACAAUGCCCUGCGUGAAAAGUCAGCUGCUGAAAAUGUGGUAUUAGAAAUCAAUGCUUCUCGACACGCUUAUAACAUGAGCAUGGAGGAAGUACUUGCAACUGUGACAAGGGGCAUCGUACAAGUUGGUGAGGAAAAGACGGGUGCAGAUGCUAAUGCAGAAAGCCUCUGGCGUGGAAUCCGAACGGCCAUCGAAACCCUUCAGAACGUACUGAGAAAUUAUGUCCGCAAAAACAGAGAUCAGCUCAUUGUACUUAAUGCCUUAGAACAAAUGUUAGUAGAAUCAGAAAAAUAUAUUGCUGUGAUCCAGAAGAUACUUUAUGAACUCAAUCACACCCAUGAAAUCUUGGAUGAGGAAGUGAUUCUACACUGGUAUAAGCGAGGAGGGGCCAACACUCCGGCUUUCCCAAAGCUUCAGAAAGCCAUUGCAAGAUUUAUUGAAUGGCUAGAAGAAGAUGAGAGCGAUGAUGAUGAUGAUGACAGUGACUAACAGGGCUUUUCACCUUGAAGUACAAAGAACCAGAAAAUAUGAAUUAGUUUUUUUGCUAAGUUUGCGGAGCAGCUCCUGUUGUAUGUGUCAAAACUUAUACUGAGCAUCAGAUCAUCGUUUCUUUAUGUAUUCCUCUGUUAUUUUGGUUGAAUAUAAUGAAGAACUGAGA